This is a messenger RNA of Diospyros lotus (date-plum), 1881 nucleotides long. RefSeq names its product auxin transporter-like protein 2. Lineage: Eukaryota; Viridiplantae; Streptophyta; Magnoliopsida; Ericales; Ebenaceae. Gene Ontology annotation, cellular component: plasma membrane. The record is from RefSeq and is a predicted model, not a curated record. The coding region runs from base 254 to 1723 and encodes 489 amino acids. The transcript has 8 exons.
UGGUUGGACGAUUUGAACUAGCUUCCCCAAAAGCUUUCUCCUCUCCACACUAGUAGCAUUCCUUUCAGAGACAGCCUUUUCCCACCCUUCGAGAUCCCCUUCUUCUGUACGCAGAGAGAGAGAGAGAGAGAGAGAGAGAGAGAUUGCCAUUGAUAUGGUGAUCAGUGAUUGAUCGCCAUUCAUUGAAACCUAUUGAUCAGCUUAAUUCAGUCAUCUUCAUAGCAGAGAGAGAAGGAGGGAGAGAGAGAGAGAGAUGGAAAGUGAGAAAGCGGCGGAGGCGGUGCUUGUAGGGAACUACGUGGAGAUGGAGACCGAAGGGAACAAGCCCAUGAAUGUGAAGACGAGGAUAUCCAAGCUCUUCUGGCAUGGCGGCUCCGUUUAUGAUGCUUGGUUUAGCUGUGCUUCAAAUCAGGUGGCUCAGGUUCUGCUGACACUGCCAUACUCCUUCUCCCAGCUUGGGAUGGUUUCAGGGGUGCUGUUCCAGCUCUUCUAUGGCUUGCUGGGCAGCUGGACGGCCUACCUCAUUAGCACUCUUUACAUCGAGUACAGAACCAGAAAGGAAAGAGAGAAAGUGGACUUCAGAAACCAUGUCAUUCAGUGGUUUGAAGUUCUUGAUGGGCUGCUGGGAAAAUACUGGAGGAACGUGGGGCUGGCGUUCAACUGCACUUUUCUUCUGUUUGGAUCCGUGAUUCAGCUCAUAGCCUGCGCGAGCAACAUAUAUUACAUAAACGACAAUCUGGACAAGAGGACAUGGACAUACAUCUUCGGAGCUUGCUGCGCCACCACUGUCUUCAUUCCCUCCUUCCACAACUACAGAAUCUGGUCCUUUCUGGGUUUGCUAAUGACCACUUACUCCGCUUGGUACCUCGCCGUUGCCGCUCUGCUACAUGGCCAGGUGGAAGGGGUGAAACACACAGGAGCGAGCAAGCUGGUGCUAUACUUCACGGGGGCCACAAACAUUCUCUACACAUUCGGGGGACACGCCGUCACUGUGGAGAUAAUGCACGCGAUGUGGAAGCCACAGAAGUUCAAGGCCAUAUACUUGAUGGCUACUGUGUAUGUGCUCACACUCACUCUUCCCUCCGCGGCAGCUGUUUAUUGGGCCUUCGGCGACUUGCUCCUCGACCAUUCCAAUGCUUUCGCUCUCCUCCCUCGAUCCCCCUUCCGGGACAUGGCUGUCAUCCUCAUGCUCAUCCAUCAGUUCAUUACGUUUGGAUUUGCAUGCACGCCCUUGUAUUUCGUUUGGGAGAAGGUGAUAGGCAUGCACGAGUGCAGGAGCCUGUGCAAGCGUGCAGCUGCGAGAUUGCCUGUGGUGAUUCCGAUAUGGUUCCUAGCCAUCAUCUUCCCCUUCUUCGGCCCCAUCAACUCUACUGUUGGAUCGCUCCUCGUCAGCUUCACUGUCUACAUCAUCCCCUCUCUCGUUCACAUGCUCACCUUCAAAUCCCCCGCCUCGCGAGAGAACGCGGUGGAGCAGCCGCCCAGGUGGUUGGGAAGCUGGACCGGUGCGUACACAAUCAACGUGUUCGUAGUAGUGUGGGUAUUCGUGGUCGGGUUUGGAUUCGGUGGGUGGGCGAGCAUGGCGAAUUUCAUACACCAGAUUGACACUUUUGGGCUCUUCACCAAGUGCUACCAGUGUCCGCCGCAGCUCAACGCCACCGCCGUCGCUCCGCCGCCGCCGGCCAACUUCACUCACGCCCACCAACGCCUAAUUCACCACCCAUGAUGAUCAAGAUUAUACGCCCCGAGUAGUUUAAUCGAGUCCCCAACAACGUGCGGCGGCCAAUGUGAUUCCCAACCCUCAAAACACAGUUCCAUCCGCUUGAAGUUUGUUGUUUGGGUGUGAGCUUCGUUUUGUUCAAUUCCAAAUUUUAGUAUUUCAUA